This is a messenger RNA of Poecilia reticulata (guppy), 2253 nucleotides long. NCBI's taxonomy places the organism in Eukaryota, Metazoa, Chordata, Actinopteri, Cyprinodontiformes, Poeciliidae. The record is from RefSeq and is a predicted model, not a curated record.
CCAGACAGUUGGCAUCUCGGUUUCAUGAGCAGUUUGCGGUACGGGAUGACCUGAUGGGUCUGGCCAUCGGGACUCAUGGGGCCAACAUUCAGCAGGCGCGAAAAGUCCCCGGAGUCACUAACAUCGACCUGGACGAAGAAACGUGCACCUUCCACAUAUACGGGGAGGACCAGGAUGCAGUCCGAAUAGCUAGGAGCUACCUGGAGUUUUCCGAAGAUAUCAUCAAAGUUCCCCGAAACUUAGUCGGAAAAGUGAUCGGAAAGAAUGGCAAGCUGAUCCAGGAAGUGGUGGAUAAGUCCGGUGUGGUGAGGGUUCGAAUCGAGCCGGAGAACGACAAGAAGCCCUCGGCAGCGGCUGCGGCAGCAGCGGAUGAGGGAAUGGUGCCAUUUGUGUUUGUGGGGACCAAGGAAAGUAUUUCCAAUGCAACGGUGCUCCUGGACUAUCACCUCAAUUACCUUAAGGAGGUGGACCAGCUGCGCUUGGAGCGCCUUCAGAUUGACGAGCAGCUGCGACAGAUAGGGGGCGGGGGCGGAGGGGGAGGGACAGGCCCCCGAAACCCCAAAGACAAAUCCUAUGUGUUCGAUAACGGGAUGGGGAUGGGCAGAGGAGCAGGAGGUGGGAAGCCCUACUUGGGAGGAAGAGGCGGACGGGGCCGGAGAGGGGGCGGGGCGGCGUUUACCUCAGGCACCAACUCAGAGGCGUCCAACGCUUCGGAGACGGAGUCAGACCACCGAGAGGAGCUGAGCGACUGGUCCCUGGCACCCACCGAGGAGCUGAUGACGGGGGGCGGGUCGCUGCCCAGGCGGACAGACGGCAGGAAACGAGCCGGAGGGGGGGCCCUGAGGGGCCGCGGGGGCAGAGGGAGAGGAGGGGGAGGGUAUAAAGGUGAUGACAUGCAGUGGGGCGAGCCAAGACCUCGUCAUGUAAGGGACCCAAAACCUCGAGGCCAGGAAGACAGUCUGCAGAUCCGUGUGGAUGGGAACAACGAGCGCAGCGUGCAGCACUCAUCGGGCGGCCGAGGAGGAGGAGGAGGAGGAGGAGGACCUUCUUCAUCCCAGAGCGGCAUUGCCGUCGGGGGGGACGGCCAGUCCCGCCAUCACCAUCAGAGACCCCUGAGAGACCGGGUGAUGAAGAAGGACAAACAGGACGCUCCGGCGCUGGUGAACGGAGUGUCGUAGACGCACCCACGGAGGACCUUCUCACACACACACACACACACACACACACACACACACGCUCACACACAGGCAACUUCUCAUACACCAUCUUAUAGUCUCUGGCGUAUUUUUUAAAUUUUAUUUUUUGGUCUUUUUCUCGUCUUUGUCGCACACAAGAGGACACACAUUUCCAUCGGCAUGGAAACGUUUAGCGAAGUCUUGAUCCGUUCCCGCCUGCUGUUGUCUCCUGUUCUUCUCUGGACUGUUUCGGGACAAGAGGAGAAGAAGAAGAAGGUUUUGACGAAAGCUCCUCUGUGACAGAAGGGUUAGCUGAGGGGGGAAAAAAAGCGCUCCCAUUUCACUCCGUCAACACCACAAAUAUGUAUUUUUUGGGGAGUUUUUUUUUUUUCUCCUUCAGUCCCAUUCGUGCUUACUCGCAUGAGAAAACGGGAACGACGGCGGCGGCAGAAAUCUUUGGAAACAAUUUCACCCAUUUGGCAAAAGUUUCAACGUUUUUAACUCUUAGAGAUGAUCGUGGACUUCGCUGUGUCCAAACAAUUCCCCUUCUCCCCCCCCCCUGGUACAGAUGCACAUUUUGCUUCUCUAAAGCUCCCAAAAUUCAACAUAUUCAAAGUCACCCAAAACCAACUUUCUACAACGUACCUGUUCGGAAAAAAAAAAAAAAAAAAAAGUCGCAAAUCUGAGAUUUUUUUUUGUCCCUGUGGGAAGAUGUUUGGUUGUGGGGAAAAAUGUUUGCAGAUGGCACUUUACUUUUAUUUUCUACCUUUUUAUCCACACUGAAAUACAAACAGGUAUGCACUCCUAAAAGCGACGCUCUACAUCACGCUGUUAUUUGAAAAGGCCUGUGUUUGGUUUUGAUGCCUAAAUAUUGUAAGCUGUCGAACCCCGUUUCUUCUGAAGCAUACAGACUUAAACCUGAGGCCAGCUGGUGUGAAAUAUCUGUUUUAUUUUGUUUUUUUUAAAAAGCAAAUUAAAACUCAGCAGCAACUUCCUAAAGUCUAGGUUUGUACUACGUCGAUGUCAACUGUCAUUUUGUAAAAAAAAAAAUAAAUAAACGCUCCACCUCUCUUGUGAA